Phascolarctos cinereus (koala) is the source of this 1686-nucleotide messenger RNA. RefSeq names its product chromosome unknown C2orf68 homolog (gene CUNH2orf68). Lineage: Eukaryota; Metazoa; Chordata; Mammalia; Diprotodontia; Phascolarctidae. The record is from RefSeq and is a predicted model, not a curated record.
AGCCGGGAGCGGCUGGGGGGCCUGGGGAGGGGAAGGCGGCUGCGAGUGACGGUUGCUCUGGCGGCGGGGGCGGCGUUGGCUUUUUUUUCCUCCGAGCUCCCGGAGCGCCCCAAUGGAAGCGGAGCCGGGUCCGGGCCGGCGCUGCUGCUGCAAACCGGGGGGGCGACUGGACAUGAGCCACGGCUUCGUGCACCACAUCCGGCGGAACCAGAUCGCCCGAGAUAAUUACGACAAGAAGAUGAAGCAGGCAGCCAAGGAGAAGGUACGGAGGCGGCUCACCCCUGGCCCUACGAGGCCCCGAAAGCCCGACCAGCAGGUGUACUUACCCCGACGACGAUGCGAGGCGAGGCUGAGCCGGCCCGUAGCCUCCACUGGGAGCCGGGAUACAAAUUUCCCUGCAUGCAGCCUAGACUAUGGGGAGUCGAGCGAGAGCAGCAGCAGCAGUGGCAGCUCAGACCCAGAGCCCCCCAGUCUUCAGCUCUUCUGCCUAGAAUACGAAGCAGACAGUGGGGAAGUCACAUCUGUCAUCGUGUAUCAGGACGAUGACCCAGGAAGGGUGAGUGAGAAAGUCUCAGCCCGCACGCCGCUGGACGCACCCAUGCGAGAAGCCCUCAAGAUUCGCAUCCAGGAAGAGAUGGCAAAGCGGCGGAGCCGGCCCUGAGUGCCCGCUCUCCUGGGACUAGACAGACUGUCUUGGCUGUACGAUCAGAGCUAGAGGUUUCCCCUGGGGACUCCAGGCCCUAUCUGGUCUCCCCACUCAGCUGCUCGGGCUUUCGGAGAAGUGUCCGCUGCCAAGCUGGCCCCUGCGAUCUCCUUUGCUGUGACUCCUCUGCCAUCUCACCACAGACCACAGCUGCCUGGGAGUUGCAGGGAAGGGUUUCUCUGGCUUUGUGUCCUGCUAGCUCAAAUUCCCAAAAUGUGCACCUCCCAAUCAAUGAGAGCCCUGAAGAGCCCCCUCCCCCAAGCCCUGUGCCAAUCAAUGUACUCCAUUUUCAAAGGAGGUUCAUGACCUCCAAAUCCGUGCUUGUUGUGUUUGGGCAAGUUCCUCCUCAUGGCCCUGCUUCCCCUGACCAAACUCCUGGAGCAUUUUCUCAGCCCUGGUUCCCUCCAUUUGCCCCCUUUCCUUUCCAUGUUACUGUCUCAGGUAGGCCCCUGAAGCUUCCCUCUGCACCCUCGGCCUUGCAGCUGCUCUCAGCCUACACAGAUGUUUGUUUUCUCAUUUUGACUACUCUUAGCAAUAUCUACAAGAGAUCCAAGGAGAGACUGAGCAAAACCCCAAGAAUGUUAGGGGAUCAGUCAGAACCCUGAGUCUUCCGGUUGCCCUCCCUAGCAAGGAAAUCCUGCCGUGCCUGGCCCAUCAAAACUGGAAUGUCAGUGGAGCUGAGAUGCUUCUGAAGAUGGUGAGGCUGGAGGACAUCUGAGGAUGAGAUUACAGACCAAGACUCUCCCAACUGACUCAGGGCUCUCCAAAUUCACGAAGGGGUGCUGAGCAAGCAAUAACUAUCCAGUUGGAGACCUACUGCUCCUUCCUCUCUCCUCUUCUUUAAAAAGGAACCCAAACCCUUGCCCACAUGAAAUCCAGAGAUCCCUUUGUCCUUCUCCUCCCCAGCUCUGCCCCCUCGCAUCGCCCAUCUUUGAGUGUAUAAAGUAUGUUUGAGAUUCUUAGAAUAAAGGUACCAAAGGAAA